AUGGUGUUGAAGGUUGAAAUAAUAUCCGGCGAGACCAUUAAACCAUCCUCUCCAACUCCGUUACACCUAAAAAGCUACAGACUUUCUUGGAUUGAUCAGGGAAAUAUGCCUCAUCCGCCGAUUUCUCUCCUCCUGUUCUACUCUGGUGCCAAUGCAGACCCUGUCGAACAACGUGGUUCGCUAAAGAAAUCUUUGUCAGAAACGUUGACUCGUUUCUACCCAUUAGCAGGAAAAAUCAAAGAUAAUCUAACAAUUCAAUGCGAUGACUAUGGAGCUUAUUACUUGGAAACCCGAGUUAAUUGUCAGCUCUCUCAAGUUCUUACAAAUCCUGAAGCUAAUACCUUGAAGAAAUUCCUUCCAUCUUAUGAUCUCCAUUUCAGAAGUGGCAGUAGUGGUAGUACAACUAAUAAUGAAUUGGAUUUGAAAGAUCUAAUACAAUUAGUAAUUCAAGUAAACGUUUUCGAUUGCGGUGGAAUGGCCAUUGGUAUUUCCAUGUGUCACAAGAUAGGAGAUUUGGCAUCUAUGACAACAUUUCUGGAUUCUUGGGCAAGAACUUCUUGCCGCGGAACCAAUAGUACUGCAGAUGAUCAAGAAAUGGUUACUCCGUAUUUUUACUCCGCCUCUCUUUUCCCUCCUAAGAAAACGCUUGCUUCCUGCCCAUUCAAGAAACUUUCCGUUCGAAACAAGCAUGUCACUAGAAGGUUCGUUUUUGAUGCGUCAAGAAUAGCUGCACUCAAAGCCAGAGCAACCAAUCCCCUAUAUGUGAAUAACCCAACUCGUGUGGAAACAGUAACAGCACUUAUAUGGAAGUGCGCAUCAAGGGUGGGUAUCAAAAAAUCAUCAGAGUCUGCUACUAGACAAUCCGUAGCUUUCGUACCAGUAAAUCUUCGCGGGAGAAGGAUUCCGCCUAUGCCCGAACAUCUUAUUGGGAAUCUCGUUCAGUUGGCAGUUGCAAGUAAAAGUACAACUGCUGGCGCAAGUGCAAAACAAGAGGAUUUAAGCUACUUGGUGCAACUUGUCAGAGAUGGCAUAAGUAAAAUCGACAAUGAUAGAGUGAAGGAAAUACAAGGUUAUAGCGAUGGGGGAUUCGGCGAGUUCUUUAGAGAAGUGUAUGGAAGGUAUAGAAAAGGGGAGGUGGAUUUGAAUACAGUUAUUAGCUGGUGUAGAUUUCCGUUCUAUGAAGCUGAUUUUGGUUGGGGGAAACCACAUUGGGUGUGUUGUGUGCAAAUGGAGGGGAAGAAUGUGCAUAUAUUGAUGGAUACAAAAGAUGGAAAUGGAGUUGAAGCAUGGGUGACUUUUGGUAAUCAAUAUGAGAUGGAUGACUUUUCAUCUCUAAUUGAUUGUGAAUUCGAGAUAUCUGCUGAAACACAACGGAACUCUGCUACUUGA
Molecule: messenger RNA, 1389 nt
Organism: Papaver somniferum (opium poppy)
Lineage: Eukaryota; Viridiplantae; Streptophyta; Magnoliopsida; Ranunculales; Papaveraceae
Product: vinorine synthase-like
Exons: 2
Coding region: 1-1389 (462 amino acids)
Source: RefSeq, a predicted model, not a curated record